Messenger RNA from Oncorhynchus kisutch (coho salmon), 2692 nucleotides. RefSeq names its product ER lipid raft associated 1 (gene erlin1). Gene Ontology annotation, cellular component: endoplasmic reticulum membrane; endoplasmic reticulum. The record is from RefSeq and is a predicted model, not a curated record. Gene Ontology annotation, biological process: SREBP signaling pathway. Bases 86 to 1153 code for a protein of 355 amino acids. Gene Ontology annotation, molecular function: cholesterol binding; ubiquitin protein ligase binding. The transcript is spliced from 11 exons. Lineage: Eukaryota; Metazoa; Chordata; Actinopteri; Salmoniformes; Salmonidae.
UGCUGACGAGGUGCUGAUGGGUCGAUGUCAACUGGAUGAAAAUAAAAGAUCUAUCGCUUCAAUACACUGGUGAGUUCGGGUGAGGAUGACGAUGACUCACGUGGGGGCAGUAGUUGGUGCAGUAACUGCAGUGAUGGCCAUCCUGCUGCACUCCUCCAUUCAUAAGAUAGAGGAGGGACACCUAGCUGUGUACUACAGAGGAGGAGCUUUGCUAACCUCACCCAACGGCCCUGGAUACCACAUUAUGAUGCCCUUUCUUACCACCUACAGAUCAGUACAGACGACUCUUCAAACUGAUGAGAUAAAGAACGUGCCUUGUGGAACUAGUGGGGGAGUGAUGAUCUACUUUGACCGUAUAGAGGUGGUCAACAUGCUGGUGCCCUCAUCUGUGGUGGACACAGUGAAGAACUAUACAGCUGAUUAUGACAAAACUCUCAUUUUCAACAAGAUUCACCAUGAACUCAACCAAUUCUGCAGCGUACACACUUUACAGGAGGUCUACAUCGAGCUGUUUGACAUCAUUGAUGAGAACCUGAAAAUCGCUCUGCAGAAAGACCUAAACUCUAUGGCGCCUGGACUGACGAUACAGGCUGUCCGAGUCACCAAGCCCAAAAUCCCAGAGGCCAUCAGGAGAAACUUUGAGCUCAUGGAGGGGGAGAAGACUCGUCUGUUGGUAACCGUUCAGACUCAGAAGGUUGUGGAGAAAGAAGCUGAGACUGAGAGGAAGAAAGCCGUCAUCGAGGCUCAGAAGGUGGCUGAAGUAGCACAGAUUCAUUUCCAACAGAAGGUGAUGGAGAAAGAGACUGAGAAGAGGAUCUCUGAAAUAGAGGGUGUGUGUGUGUGGUGUGUGUGGUAUGUGGUGUGUGUGUGUGUGUGUGUGCGCAUAUUAAUGAACUCUGUGUCUAUUUCAGACACUGCGUUCUUGGCAAAAAUGAAGGCCAGGGCUGAUGCAGAGUAUUAUACAGCCGCUAAGUUUGCUGAAGCUAACAGGUUGAAGUUAACACCCGAGUACCUUGAGUUGAUGAAGUACCAGGCGAUAGCAGCCAACAGUAAGAUCUACUUCGGCCAGGACAUCCCUAACAUGUUUGUCGAGGGACACAGCCCUACCCAGGACCCUGAGCCCCCGAAAGCCUCUGAACAGGCCAGACACUAAGAUCCGAGACUAGCUGUCUGUCUGUCUGUCAGUUGAAGGGUUUGAGGGACAAAGGAAGGUGUGAGGAGUCAUUCCCCUAAUUGGGGUGCGUAAAGGCUUUAGUUUUAAUUCUAUCGGCCAGAGAGGGGGAGGGAGAAGGGGGAUUGGUAAAGGAUGGGGAGAGGAAGGAGUGAGCGAGAAGCAUGGAAAGAGAAAUUCAGAAAAAUGUGAGAGGGGGGGGUCGCAGGGAGAGGGCAAGCGGGUCUGUCUACACCUGUUUUGAGCAGGCAGUCGGUGGGAAGGAUCAGUAGAGUCAUUAAUGCUGAUAUCUGGCCUGGGUUGAGUGUUAGGCAGGUGGCUCUCAGUCGCCCUGCUCUACAUGUGCAGCUUUGCAUCGGAUGCAACUCUUGGCUUUGUUUUUUGGAAUUGUAUGAUUUUUGUUGUUGUUGUUGUUUGAUGCUUUAUGCAAAAUAAUGAAUUUAAAUUGAACUUGAACAUUAAGUUCAGCCUUACUGUCUAAUUUGUUUUUAGCUUAACUAGAAUGUAAAGAAGGCAACACUAAUUCUGAACUAAAGGGUUCUGAUUCUAAAUGGGGUUUGGUGUAUUGGUACUCCGGUCUCUUUCUAGUCAUCCACAGUUUGUGUGUUUGCAUGUGUGAGAGAGCAAGAAAGGGGUAUGUGUGUGUGAGACUGAGGGAGAGCGAAAGGAAAUGCGAAAUUGUGUGUGAGCCCAUACUCCAUUCUUACCCCAGAGCAGAUCUGAGCCAGGACAACGAGACACUACAAACCUUCAGUCUGUCUGUCGGCACACAUGGGUUGGACUUCUCGUAAGUGCAGAAACACCCGGUGGAACUCCUUAGAACUCUUCUUAGAACCUAUGAAUGGGAGACUGAGUAAAAAUAGUUGUUUUUCUGUAGUGGGCCUAAGGGCUGCAAGAGGACUGGCUUGUAUUGCCAUUCUUAGCUAAAGGGCUUCUGGGUAGUGUAGUCUUGGUGUGUAUUUUCAGUCGGGAAUCUAGUGUCAGUGGAAUAGUUGUAGUUAGAUGGGUUGAUUCUCUGUUUGAGGCUGAGGUUAAACAAAUGAUCUAAGAUCAGUUAAACUGGCUGGCAGAAGGAUACUGAAGUCAGACUGGCCCUUUUUAUUUUCUUUCUGUUUACUGUGAAACACCUCCAGUAGAGAAUACAGGACUACUAAUACAAGGGCUGUUGACGGUUUGCCUGGAACCACUACACUGUAUGUCGGCCAUGUGUGGCUAUUGAAUGCAAAACCAGACAAACCGGCUCCGACUACAUUGACACAGGUAGAGCGGAAGGCCGAUGCUUUUCUUGCACCAUCGUUCCGUUCAAACUGAGCUGGCUCUAAUAUUUUAUUUUCACAUGGUCCAUUUCAAAGUUUUCAGCAUAAUUUCAGGCCAACAACUAUGGUUGUGUAACCAGGCCAGCUCAGUACAUCUUGAUUUUUACUUCACUCAGUUCAGCUCAGUAGUUUUUAGUUUGUAUUUAGUAGGUAGAGAGGUAGCGUUAGUGUUAACUCUCAGGAAAGAGCUUGAGGUGACUAGUGA